Molecule: messenger RNA, 3892 nt
Organism: Antechinus flavipes (yellow-footed antechinus)
Lineage: Eukaryota; Metazoa; Chordata; Mammalia; Dasyuromorphia; Dasyuridae
Gene: SLC7A6
Product: solute carrier family 7 member 6
Exons: 10
Coding region: 137-1681 (514 amino acids)
Biological process (GO): amino acid transmembrane transport
Cellular component (GO): membrane
Molecular function (GO): L-amino acid transmembrane transporter activity
Source: RefSeq, a predicted model, not a curated record
GUGGGAGAGGAAGAAGGAGGGGCCGCGACAGCGUGAGGAGGGGAGCUGGUGGCCGCGGCCGCAGCCUGAGCAUCCUGCUGCCGGCCGGGCCAUGAGGAGGUCCCAAUACCUGAAGCUGUAGAGAAUCUAGCACACCAUGGAAGAAAGGGAAAAUGUGAGUCGGAUACCUGAAUACCGCCCCAUCCACCAGGAGGGCCAUCUUGGUGCUGGAGACAGCAAUGUGUCAUCCGAGGAACCACAAGAAGCUCUUCAACUGAAAAAGGAGAUCUCUUUGUUAAAUGGGGUUAGCCUUGUCAUAGGCAAUAUGAUUGGAUCUGGGAUCUUUGUCUCUCCAAAGGGGGUCCUAGUCCACAGCGCCUCCUAUGGGCUGUCUCUCGUGGUGUGGGCCAUCGGGGGUAUCUUCUCUGUGAUUGGUGCCCUCUGUUAUGCCGAGCUGGGAACCACUAUCGCCAAGUCUGGAGCCAGCUACUCUUACAUUCUGGAAGCCUUUGGGGGCUUCAUCGCCUUUAUCCGGCUGUGGACCUCCCUGUUAAUCAUUGAGCCCACCAGCCAGGCUGUCAUUGCCAUCACCUUUGCUAACUACAUUAUCCAGCCUGUGUUUCCCUCUUGCGAACCACCAUAUAUAGCUUCUCGUCUGCUUGCUGCUGCUUGUAUAUGUCUGCUGACAUUUGUGAACUGUGCAUAUGUGAAGUGGGGAACGCGUGUGCAGGAUGUGUUCACCUAUGCCAAGGUUCUUGCUCUUAUUGCUAUCAUCGUCGCAGGCCUUAUAAAACUGUGCCAGGGACAUUCUGAGCACUUUCGGGAUUCAUUUCAGGGCGCUUACUGGGACAUGGGAAACCUCUCUCUCGCCCUGUAUUCUGCCCUCUUCUCUUACUCAGGUUGGGACACUCUUAAUUUUGUAACAGAGGAAAUCAAAAAUCCAGAAAGAAACUUGCCUUUGGCUAUUGGAAUUUCUAUGCCUAUUGUGACACUCAUCUAUAUCUUGACCAACGUGGCCUACUAUACAGUGUUGGAUAUCCAGGCCGUGCUGGGGAGUGAUGCUGUGGCUGUGACAUUUGCUGACAAGGUAUUUGGCAUAUUUAGUUGGACAAUUCCUAUUGCUGUUGCCUUUUCCUGCUUUGGGGGCCUCAAUGCAUCGAUCUUUGCUUCAUCAAGGUUGUUCUUUGUGGGCUCUCGAGAAGGUCAUCUCCCCUAUCUUCUUUCCAUGAUUCACAUUGAGCGCUUCACACCUGUUCCUGCUUUGCUCUUCAAUUGCACCAUGUCCAUCAUCUACCUCAUUGUGAAGGAUGUCUUCCUGCUUAUCAACUACUUUAGCUUCAGUUACUGGUUCUUUGUGGGUUUAUCAGUUGUAGGGCAGCUCUACCUCCGGAUCAAGGAGCCAGAGAGGCCUAGACCCCUCAAGCUGAGUCUGUUUUUCCCUAUUGUUUUCUGCAUCUGCUCUGUUUUCCUGUUGGUUGUACCCCUUUACAGCGACACUAUCAACUCCCUGAUUGGCAUUGGAAUCGCUUUUUCUGGGAUUCCUGUCUACUUUGUCGGCAUUUACUUGCCUGCAUCCAAGAAACCGCUUUUCAUUGGGAAGAUUCUGGCUGCCGUUACCAAGGCCACGCAAUUACUCUGCCGCUGCGUCCUGACUGAGCUGGACUUAGGGGAAGGCAGGAGACCUGAAACAAAAUCUGACUAGAGGCUAGAGGCUUCUUCCUCUAAGCUGGGAAAACCAGCUGCACUUGGGUCAGCCACAAGACCCAUGUGACUGCACAUCCAGGAAAUAGAACCUCCUGAGGCGGGGCUUGGGGGUGGGGAAGAUGGCUUGUAUCAUCUGGAGCUCAAUUUCCCCACUUGGCAGUCAUCUUCUGCAAUGAAAACUCCAAACCCCUUUGUGGACAUGGGACAGGCUUGGGAGAGAGUCUGUGGAAUGAUGGAAGAGAAAAAAAAAAUCAAUGGUGGGGAGACCAUAGUAGUAAGAAAAAAAAGUUUGUUGGGAUGGGGAGGGCAUGCUAGGAAAGAGAGAGAUGUUGAGCCUAGAAAGAGCAUGUAGCCUUCUCCCUCUGGAGUCAGACAGUAAUAAGCCAGAAUUCUGUAGGGAAAAUGGGUCAUAUCUUCAAUCUCUUUAAGUCAAAAAUUUGGAUUUCGUCAAAGGAAAGCUAUUAAAACCUAAAAUUCUUCCCUACUCCACCUUCUUUCUUCCUUUCCCCCACUGAGAAUUCUUGCCUCAGUUUUACUUCACCAAACACAGAGAUCAUUAAUGGUAAUCUAAGUCAAAUCCUUCAAUUAAUGAUCUCAGUUUUGGGGGCCUGAAGGCAGAAGUGGAAGGAAAGGAGGGAAUGUGGGCUGGGAAAGGAUUCUAAGUUUUAGAAGAAUUUUACUCUGACCAAAUCUGUACUUUUGAUUUAGGGGGAUGUAACCCAUUUCUUCUACAGGACUUACUUACUGCCUCUGGAGGUGGGGGGGUGGUAGAGGAGAGAGGGUAAUGUGCCUUUUAAAAUUGAGAUUAUUUGUCCAGAAUAAUUGGUCUCAAAUUGAAACAUCAGAGGCUGUGAUAGGCUGGAGUGUGUUUAUAAUUUCCCAGAUAUCACAGCUGAUUUACCUUAGCCUGGUUAGUUUCCUGCCGCAGGUGGAGACUUUUCCUCUUGAUAAGUCAGAAUUAGUCCAGCACUUUGCAUUGGUGGUAUUUCCAAUUGCUGUUGAGUAAAGGUUGACUGUAAAGUUUCUCACACUCCUCUACUUAUAACAUUUUUGUACACAUGGCAGGUGUGCAAUGUUCACAUGUACACAAGUGUGUAUGUUAUAAGCUCUGGCUAAUGUCUUAGCAGGGAAAAAAAGAUUAGCAAAUUCAUGAUUGAGGGUUCAUACUCCUUUAGUGAAGAGGAGUAAUUUUAUUCACUUACACAAGGCCUGUGUCUUCACUUUAGACAUUAGCACAUGAAAGUGUUGGUUGAUCCCAGGCCCUCAUUUGGAAACUUAAAAACAUUUAUUGCUAAUUGCUUUGACAACUUAUUGGAAACAAAUGUGUUUAACCCUGACAGUGAAACAUCUAAAUCAACCCUGAGUCAUGAAUGACCUAAUUCUUUUCUGAUAAAGACAGGAGUCAGAUUGUUUUUCACACACAUACACACAUCAUGUUGAUGUGUUAUGUGAUAGUGAUUUUAGUUUUCUGAAAACUUUAGUCUUGGAACUCCCACAGACAGCACUGGCAUUCUCACAUACUGGUCCCGUGGCCGGAUUGCCAGGAUUUAUAUACCUCACAAGCCCUAUUGCCUCAGUAUGUGUCCCCGUGUGGGAAGCACACUACCUUCCCUCCUUGCUUAUCCUGACUUUGAGAAGUUGGGCUACAGGAGGGCACUUUCCCUAAGUCUAGGUGGGCUGAGAUCUCUCAGGAGUAUGGUUUGGUUGCUUGGGGAAGGUUUUAGGUUUUUUUUUUUUUUUUUUGGAAAUGUGUGGGAAGAGAUGAAUCACUUUUGAGGGCAGCAAGGGCCCUUUGGUAAAAUCCUUCAGAACUCCUUCCCAAGCUUUAGAGCUAGGAGCCUGAGAUCUCCCUUCUCCUGUGCACCAGUUUCUUGGAUCCUGUCAUCUAAGCUUCUUGUUGAGAGCCUCAAAGCAGACGCUAAUGGGGCGUGGAGGAGAAAGGGAGAUAAGUUAGUCCUAGUGCACACGUUGGUCCCAAAGACUAGAGGCCUAGAUGACAGUAGUGGGUCUUUGCCCACCCGGUUUUCCUUCAUGUGCAACUUGGUUGCGUUUAGUCACAGUCCCGUCUACUGCUGGACAGAGUGUCCUGCCCUGCAGGCCGGGCAUGCUCCUCCCAGGGCCGGAGGCGACUGGCAGAAUAAUACCUCGCCUUUUAUGUUGGUCCUUGUCCUUUGGCCUCAAUACCAAUAAAGAAUGAAGAUGAGAAUGA